AUGCCCCGUAUCUGGUUCAUCACCGGCUGUUCCUCCAGCUUCGGACGCCAGUUGGCCAUUACGGCCGCUGAGAACAAGGACACUGUCGUUGCCACCUCGCGCGACCCCUCAAAGCUAUCCGAUCUGGCCUCGAUAGGUGUUAUUACGAAGAAGCUUGAUGUGCAAGCCAGCGAUGCCGAAGUCAAAGCGGUUAUCGACGACGUUGUUUCUACUAUUGGUCCAAUUGACAUUCUGGUAAACAACGCGGGGUAUAUUUUGGAAGGAGGUGUAGAAGAGUGCAGCCACGAAGAAAUUGUGGACCAAUUCGACGUCAACGUCUUCUCACAGAUCCGCGUCCUUAGAGCGGCUCUCCCCUCUAUGCGCGCCCGCAAAUCCGGCGUCGUCGCUAACUUUGGCUCGAUCGGCGGCUGGCAGGGCUCCCCGGCGGCGGGUAUGUAUUGCGCUACCAAGGCCGCUAUCGCGAUCUACACCGAAUCCCUACGCAACGAACUAGCUCCUUUCAAUAUUGAAGUCACCUGUGUUGAGCCGGGCUACUUCCGCACCAACUUCCUUACUGGUGGCCACAAGAUCACUGCCAAGAACCGCAUUCUCGAGUUAGACGCCGGCACCCAGGCCACCCGCGAUGCCCUCGCUGCUUACAGUCUCCAUCAACCCGGUGACCCCAUUAAGGGCGCUCAAGUUCUCUUCGAGGCUUUCACUAAGACUGGUCGCUGCGAGGGACGUAGUCUCCCCGGAAGAUUAGCCCUAGGUCGAGAUUCCUUGGCCGCCAUUGGGGGGAGUAUUGCCCGCGAACAGGAGAUGCUUGAUAGUUGGAAGGAGAUCAUUGGUUCUACGGACUGUAAUGAUGUAUAA
This is a messenger RNA of Penicillium samsonianum, 852 nucleotides long. Its product is annotated as SDR family oxidoreductase. The coding region runs from base 1 to 852 and encodes 283 amino acids. NCBI's taxonomy places the organism in Eukaryota, Fungi, Ascomycota, Eurotiomycetes, Eurotiales, Aspergillaceae. The record is from RefSeq and is a predicted model, not a curated record. Gene Ontology annotation, molecular function: oxidoreductase activity. The transcript is spliced from 2 exons.